GGAACAUAAUGAAGCACAUUUUCAAAAGUCUGUUGCUUUUGGAUCUUUGCUGUGGAAUUCAUUACCAUCUACACACUGGACACUCACCAUUGGAAAGAGACAUUCACAUUCCGCAUUUAGAUUUAGGCACAAGAACCUGGGUCAGGCCAAUUACUAUGGGUAAUUAUCCAUCGCCUAAAGCUUGUGCCACUAUGCUCUAUUAUAAGAAAAGUUUAAUUUUAUUUGGAGGUUGGUCUCAUCCAUCACCAUAUCCUUUACAUCAGCAAUGGAAAUUAUUCAAUGAAUUACACAUAUACUCUAUAGAAUCAAAUAAGUGGACUGCUAUAAAUACAUUAGAAACUCCACCACCAACAUCUGCACAUUCUGCAACAAUACACGGGAAUCUAAUGGUUGUCUUUGGUGGAGUUUGUAAUGGAUACAGUUCUAAUGAUGUAUGGUGCUUAAAUUUGGACUCAUAUUAUUGGCACAAACAAACUACAUCAAAUUUGAAACCACAACCACGUUAUGGACAGUCACAAAUUGAACUUGGAAGAAAGCAUCUACUUGUGCUUGGAGGUUGCACAGGACCGAAUGCUGCUAUGAAUGAUGCUUGGUUAUUAACAAUGGAAGAUAUAACUUGGACAUGGAAAAUUAAUAUGCACAAUACAGAAUGGGCACCAACACGUAUUUGGUGUCAUCAAGCUUGUAAGGUGGGGAAUUAUAUUAUUGUACUUAGUAAAAAUAGACGUCAAACCAAACCAAGUGAUAUGAGUAUUUCAUUGAGAAAGGUUGCUUGUCAAAGAAGUACAUCACCACGUUUGUGCGAGUCAAAUCUCUUGCAUGAAAGGCAGGGAAAUUUGUCUGCCAUAGAUAGAGAUGAAAAUAUAAAUGGACGACAUGGAGCAUUCUCCAAAUCACAUUCACAAAAUGCACAUACUUCAUCGCAUACAGCCAAUAUCUCAAAAACGAUACCAUUUUACAGUGAUAAUACUCUAAGCAUGGCUGCAUUUCGCGAUCAACCUCUGCGUAGUAAUUCAAAUACAGAUAGACAACGUCAAUUGGAAUCAUUAAGAAGAAUGGAAGAGAAAAUUCGGAGAGAAAAUAAGAAAGCACAAUUAAUGAAAGUAUUUAAAACCGAAAGCACAUUAUCUAUAUUUGUGUUAGAUAUUAGUAAUGUUCUUUCCGAUGAGUGCAAUGCUUCAUGGAUCCCUUUAAAACAAGACGAUCAUUCAGGACCUGAUGAAAGAAUUUUGUAUUCUCUUGUAGUUGGAAAAGGAGAAUUAAUAGUUUUUGGAGGUAUUCGUAAAGAGCAUUCAACAUUAGGUCACACUGAUGUAGAUGAUUCUGUAGUAUAUAAUGACCUUCAUUUUAUAAAUCCGCCUCGAUAUGUUAUUUAAUAUUGUUAAAUAAUUAACACUAUUUCGAUAUUUAACUUCUCUACUUUGAAUCAUGGAAAUUUAGUUUUGUUAUAUUUAUAUAUACUCUUAUUCUAUUCUAAUAGCACAUGCAUGUGCUAUUAAUAAUAAAUAUAAAUUGUUCUGUUUUA
Nylanderia fulva is the source of this 1525-nucleotide messenger RNA. NCBI's taxonomy places the organism in Eukaryota, Metazoa, Arthropoda, Insecta, Hymenoptera, Formicidae. The record is from RefSeq and is a predicted model, not a curated record.